AACGUUUAAAAAUGUGUAUCGUGUGGGUUGAAACAGCGCAUGCUCAUAGUUGAGCUGACCGGAAGUCUUUAUUCUCCUACGAAAAAUGAUUAUUAUUCAAAUAUUACUACAUUCUGGCGUGAUCACAGUGUUUCUUUCGCGUUUUUAGUACUCAUGAAGCAGCGAGCAGUUCGUUUGCUUGUAUGUAACACACUAACGCAUUCAUCUUAGCCGCCUAAAUCAACAAUCAUGCCAGGCUUUGAGCUGGAGCAGGUGGACGGUGGGAAUCCUGUGGAUCUGCCCUAUGGAGAGACCGUCCUGGGCAGAGGGCCAUUUCUUGGGGUGAAUGAUAAGAGGGUUUCCAGGAACCAUGGCAUCCUUGAGAACCAGAGUGGUGUGCUGCGCCUGAAGCCUACACACCUGAACCCUUGUUUCAUUCAGACAAACAUCAUAGCGCCGCCUCAGCCGCUGGAGAAGGACCAGUGGCACUGCCUGAAGGAUGGAGACAUCUUUUCUCUAAUGCCUGGAAAAUACAUUUACAGAGUCCACAUUAAAGAAGACGAUCAAACCCUCAGGAACAGUCAGGCAUUUGGAGAGGAUGUGGAGGUGGAGAAGUGUUUGUCUGAAGACACACUCGAGGCCAGCAGCUGCACACACUCCAACCUGAGACACACACAUGCAGAAGAUGAAGGACCCGCUGGUUCUUCACACACUCUUGCCUCUCUAAAUGAGGCACCAUCCAAGAGCCCUCAGGACAAGUCCACUCUGCCCCUGAGGAAGCGUGUUUUGCCAGCCUGGAUGACGGCUUCAGCUGCAGCCAGUCCAUCGCCUGCCAAAGCCAAAGCAACCCCUACAAAAGCCAAACGGGUUGCGACACCCAAGCGGGCAACUGGACCAAAACGGACUCGAACCGCAGCGAUGUCAUCCGAGGAAGAGGAGCUGGAGGACAAAACGCCCAAGAGGAAAACAAAAAGACUGAAGAGCGACUCUGAAGAGGAGUCCAUGCCACCUCUGGAUGAUGCAACGGCUCCCAGUGGAGCGUCUUCAGUCCCGGACGGAGCGAACGGCAGCGGAGUGAUGGAGCGUAAUGAUGAGGACCGGAGAGGAGGUGGCAGGAGAGCCCAGGUCAGACCAGGAGAUCAAAACUCCAAGACUCAGACUGAAGAUCGCAGUGAUUCUCAGGUCAGCCGGGGACACUCGCAGAGGUCAGAGAUCGCAGAGACAGAGAACAAAACAAGCAGGAGUGAAGUGAAGAAACCACGGCGGACAGCCUGUCCUUAUGGCAGCUCCUGCUACAGGAAGAAUCCGCUUCACUUUCAAGAGUGCAGUCAUCCCGGAGACAGCGACUAUGAGGAGGAGGAAGCAGAUGAAGAUGAUGAUCGGCCUGAGUGUCCGUACGGCACCCACUGCUACAGGAAGAAUCCACUUCACAAGAAAGAGUACAAACACACAAAGUCACCACGUGAGUAUUUUUAAAAGUGAUUUUAGAAAGUUAGAUGACACACUGUAAUGUUGGGUGGACAAAAGCACAUGAAUUAGCAUGUUGCUAGUAUGUUUUUUGUACUUUAGCAUAUUGUUAACAUUAAUUAGCAUGUUUUUAGCAUAGAAUAAAUGAACAUGACGCUAGUAUUUUUUAAUUAAUUAGUUUCUAUUAUAAAUUAACAGUUUCU
Messenger RNA from Danio aesculapii, 1649 nucleotides. RefSeq names its product aprataxin and PNKP like factor (gene aplf). Lineage: Eukaryota; Metazoa; Chordata; Actinopteri; Cypriniformes; Danionidae. Gene Ontology annotation, molecular function: protein binding; DNA-(apurinic or apyrimidinic site) endonuclease activity; 3'-5' exonuclease activity. The transcript is spliced from 10 exons. Bases 229 to 1455 code for a protein of 408 amino acids. Gene Ontology annotation, cellular component: nucleus; site of double-strand break. The record is from RefSeq and is a predicted model, not a curated record. Gene Ontology annotation, biological process: double-strand break repair.